ACCCGCCGCCUCGUCACUCGCGCUCGCGCGCUCUUUUUCCCUCAGCGGCUAGUCCGCCGCCAUGUUGCUUUGGGCCCUGGCUGCUCCCGCCCGCCCCUAGUCUCUCGCCGCCCGCCCCUCGCCCUCGCGCUGGCCGGGCCCCGGCGGGAGGCGGAUAAAGAGAACCGCAGCCGGGGCGGGGGGCGGCCGGGGCGGGUAGAGACGCUGAGGGAGCCGCCGCCGUUGCUCCUCUCGCCGCCCGCGCCAUGUCCGGCAAGGAGGGGACUCGGGUUGCGCUGGCGACGCCUCACGGUACCUGUGAGCGGGCCGUCAAGGGUGAGUGACAGGCCCGGCCAGGCCCGGCCGCCUCGCUAGGCCCGCCUCCUGGGGCUGGGCUGGGCGAUCCCGCGCCUCGCCCGUCAGUUCCCCUCGCUCCGCGUGUGUAUGUGGGGAGUUCAUACGUGCUGUGGGUGCGGGCCUGAGAGGCGGUUGCAGGCGCCGCUCGCGUCCUCUUCGUGCCCGCUUCCUCACCCGAGGGAGGGAAGAGCGCAUUGGCUGCUUGUUUGUGUGGCGCCUGCCUGCGAGCGUGGUUGUGUGGUGGAUGUCCAUCGGGAUGCCGGGGGGGGGGGAUUUUUCUGUGGUGUUGUAGUUGUUUCCUUUAUGCAGCGAAGGUGCGGGCUGGGUUUUGUUUGGUAGCCCUCCGAACAACCCUCUUGAGUUGGGCUGAGAGAGUUUGUGGGGUUGCCUCCCCCCACCUGAAAUUUGAGCGGGGAUUGCUUAUUUGAAUCCUGGGUUUUCGGGUUAGUUUUUUUUCCCCCCAAGGCAGGGAGACAAAAAGGGGUGAGAUGGAAGGGAAAUACAUUGAGGGUUCCAGCUGGUAUAGCACAGCUGUUCUCUGUCGAGGGCAAUGUAUGUAAAAUGUAUUACCAUCAUUAUGUAUUUUAUUUAUACCCUGUCUUCCCCCCCCCCCCCAUGAGCACUCAAGGCAGCUUACAGAUAAAAAGAACUGCUAGGAACGUGAUUAAUAUUAUUAUUGAAAAGCUUUGUCAAGGGCAGUAUAGUAGAAUGAAAUAUUGGUAUCAAUAUAUUUAUACCCCAACUUUCCCCUUGAUUGGGACUCAUGAUAGCUUACAGAUAAAAACACAAACUGCUAAAAACAUCAUUUAAGCUAAAUAGGAAUAAAACUAAAUUAUUAGUUAAAAACAUGAAGGAAGAAGAAAGAACCGAAUUAGAACAAAACAUUGAGAUUGAAGUCCAUAAAAAGGUUAAAUAUUUAGGGGUUUGGUUAACAUCAAGAAAUAUAAACCUGUUUAAAAAUAACUAUGAAAAAAAUUGGCUUGAGGUAAAAAGAAAUUUAGAAAUAUGGAGCAGAAUGAAUCUCUCAAUGUUAGGAAAAAUAUCAGUGAUUAAAAUGAAUGUGUUGCCAAAAAUGCUAUUUCUUUUUCAAUCAAUACCAGUCAUCCUGAAAGAUGAAUGCUUUAAAAAAUGGCAGAAAGAGAUUUUAAGAUUUAUCUGUGGGGGCAAGAGGCCUAGGAUAAAACAUAAAAUACUUACAGAUGUAAAAGAUAGAGGCGGGUUUGCCCUCCCAGACCUUAAAUUGUAUUACGAAUCUGCUUGUUUGGUAUGGAUCAGGGACUGGAUGAGAUUGGACAAGCAAGAGGCAUUAGAACUAGAAGGACAUGACAACAGAUUUGGUUGGCAUGCAUACUUAUGGUACGGGAAAGGGAAGAUUCAUAGAAGCUUUUACAACCAUAUAAUCAGGAAAUCAUUAAUGAGAGUAUGGGAGAGAUAUAAAGACUUAUUGGAACAAAAGACUCCGUGGUGGCUUUCACCACAUGAAGCAUUACUGCUCAAACCACUUGGAAAGAAAGGGAAAUGGCUCAUCAUCAUCUUAAUACAGAGUGAUUUACAAUAUAAAAACAAAAAAAUAAUAAUACAUAACAUAGUAUCAAACAAAAAACACUGUUCCCUCCCAGACUUUUUAAUUAGCCAAAGGCCUGGGAGAAGAUCAUUUUUUGCCUCCCACAGGGGCCACAACAGAAAAGACCUUUUGUUGUCACCCUCCCAACCUCUCAUGUCUCAUGGAAGGGGGCACACGAAGGAGUUCAGGUGCUGAUCACAGGGUCCAGGUUGGUUCAUAUGGGGAGAGAUGGUAAUGUAGAAAAAACAUACAGUUAAACAUUAACAGAAUUCAAACUAUAUAUAUAUAUAUAUAUAUAUAUAUAUAUUGAUAAUUACAAUAAAAACAGCGUGGCACCAGUCUUUUCAUUAAAUGCCGUACGGUCACCAAAUGAAUGAGUUGGAUUAUGUAGAAGGAGACACUCAGUAUUCAUUGCCAUAUAAAUCAGCAACAACCCGUUAAACUUGGCCUGGUAGUUCAGUUGAGCACAUGUGUGUUAUGUGCACAGUAGAAUGUACCACUGAGCAUCCUAACCACUGUGUUUUGCACUAGCUGCAGAUUCUGAAUAAACUGUAAGGACAGCCCUACAUAUAAUGCAGCUUGGUGAUUCAGCAAUAUAAAAUAGCAGAAGUACUGUAAAUAAUAAAAUAAAAUAAAUAAUUCACUCUGGAGGCUACUGUAUCUAAACUGUCUCUGUUCAGGAAAGGGUUCACCAGCCGAAAAUUGGGUGUGUUUUGGUGGUAGAGAGUCGAGACACAUUACAUUCAUUCUACACCAAGUGGACUGGUUGACACUGUGCUUCCAGAUCCAGUUUCCUGUCCUGAUGUUUUUAAACUUUUAUGUAUUGCCUUUAUGCCUAUGAAUCUAUCUGUGGCUUAAAACUGGAUUUGCAGCCUUGCUCCUUUCAUACCAUCAGCUUCCAUCAACAACUUGGCCGCCAAAUUUUGCAUGAGCUGCAGAUUUUGAACUGCCUUUAAAGGCAGCCAAUGCACUGCAGUAGUCCAAACUAGGGUUACCAGUGCACAGGCAACAGAAGUCAGGCUGCCCCUGUCCAGAUAUGGCUGCAGCUGGCCACCAGUUGAAGGCUCAUGCAACAUAAUGGAUCCAGAAGGUACCCCCAAGCUAUGCACUCACUCCUUCCAAGAAGGUGUAUAGUAUUCAGCCUUGAUUAUUGUAAAUCUUAGAUCUAUUUCAACAACAUCAUAUUGAAAUCAGAAAUACUAUGUCUGAUCUUGCUCUAAAUGUAGUUUUGUCAUCCUAAAAUCAAUUGAUGAGAAAUCUAGCAUAACAUAAUUUGUUUACAAUUCCUGAAACAUGAGUUUUUGGCAUGGUUUAGGAGUGGCUCUGGGAGAGAGCAGAGCUCUUUGCCUUGAAUGGCUGUUUAGCAGUUGGAAAUCUAACAAUCUGACAGACAUUUUAUGUGUAAUCUCUUAUUUGUUUUUUUCUGUGAGUCAGUGGCCCUUAAAAAAAAAAAUUCAGAGAUUUCCCACCCCUGCCUUAUACUUAUCAUAGAAAAAAGACCCAGACAUGGAGUAGUCUCCUAACCUGGUUACCAUCUUCCCCACUAUGGGGAGAGCUAAUUUACCUAUAAAUUAGUAUAUGCAAAUUUGUAUCCUCUUUUGGGAGGGGCAAUACAUAUAUAGUGUACUGGGCCCAAAGAACUCGGCACACUGAUCCCUCUUGUGUGCCCAGAAACCUGCCCUCUCAGACGUGGGCAGGACAGCAGGAUCAGACCUUUGUUCACAUUGCUGAGGAAACAGCUCUCCUUGUGGGAGGAUUCUCUAGCCACCACCUUCAGGAGUGUGCUGUCCAAGGUCCUGAUAGCCCCUACCUUACCUGUUGUGACCCUGCCUUGCUUUGCCUGCUGUGACUCAGACUAACUGGUAAGUGCCUCUGCAGCCGUAUGCUUCGCCUGAGCUUCAAGCUGGGUCAGGGCAGGACACAUGCUUUUCAUUAGACAAAGUGGUCCAGGCAGCUGCUGCUGUGGGACUACUUUUCUUGGCUGCUUACAGCAACUUUCUGCCUUUACUGAACCCAUUCCCAACUUAACAUUUUAUUUUUUUAAUGUUAACAGUGCCAUCCUACAAAUUUGUAUUCAAAAGUCUCAGUAUGUUCAGUGGUGCAUCCUCCAGUGUCAUAGGAGGCAUAUAAUAAAGCAAAACAUAAAAUAAAAAUGACCCCUCACAGCAUCUAAACCUAUUAUAAAGUAAGCCUUGUAAAUGCAAACAUAUUCAUUAUUGCUUUGUUACAGUAAAGCUAAACUUGAUUGAGUGGGAGCUUCUUUUCUAUUAUUUUGGUAUUUGCAUUUGAUGGAGUAAAGUGUAGUCCACAAAAGGUUAUGUCUUUAAGAUGCCACAAGACUUUGUUGUGCUACAAAAACCUAGCAUAGAUAUCCCUCUGGAAAUAACAGAUAAUGAAUCUUAUAAUGUAUAAAUUAUCAUUGAAUAAAAUCUGUGUGGUCUUCUGUAAGCUGAGUCAAUGUUUUGAACCAGAUACCAUUUUUAAAAUGAAAUAAUUAAAUUUGGGUUCAAACCCCCUGUAAUGAAGGAAUCUCCGCUAGAUAAUACAUUACAGAUAGCCAUCCACCCUCUGCUUUAAAGCCUUCACAGAAUCGUGGAAUUGUAGAGUUGGAUAGAUAUUGGCAUUGAUUCUUUUUCCAUAACACCCAGCAGGAUUUAAUUGGGAACAAAGGGGACUGAAUAAAUUCCCAGUAACAGGGCAAUCUGAGCCUUCAGUCUGCUUUACUGGAUGGGGUUUGGGGGUGGCCCUCUGCUGAGCCCUGCUUGGAUCUACCAACAAAGAGCAAAUACCCAAAUGGGGAAAAGUUGCUACCAGCACCACUGGCAUUAAUUCCCACCCCAUGUCUUCCCUUUUCACCUAGGGAGAUUAAGCCCUUCCUCAUUUAGUGUUGAGUGCGGCAGCCAGCACACCUGCCAUUUACCACUUGACUGGGACUAUCCCAGUCAGUUGGAUAAAUAUAAGUUAAAACAAUCUCCUUUAAGGAACAAAACAAGUCCAAAAGGGGGUGGCUGCCCUUGUGGCAUUCUCCUUUGGUGUCAUCCCUUUGGAUGGCACUGGCCUGGCCUGUCACAUUGCAGCAUGUUGCUUUUAUGGGCAGGAAAUUAUGCCAGAGUUAAUUUUUACCGUCAUAUCUCCAUUUGGUAAUGCCAUAACCAUGGAGCUUCACAGAUGGAUGAGGACUUUUAGGAGUUGAGGAGAGGUGAUGAUAAUAUGCGUCCCCUGCCCCUUUCCUCCACACUGUCCAGCACAAACACAGAAAAAAAGCAGAGUUUGUGACUUUCUACACCAAACCAUAGCUUGCUCUAACCACAGCUUGGAACCCAAACAGUGUCCUGAGCUUCCCAAAGUAGCUGGUUUAUAAUUGCUUUUCUGUUUCCAGUUUCAUUGUCAGAUUUUUUUGUUUACUCCAGUCCUUAUGGUGAAUCAGCCUGUGGAGCUAGAUUAUAAUUAUGGCUUUGUUUAACUGAAUUCAGACAGCUCCUCAAACUGCUUAAUGAACUUUAGUUUGGCAUUAUAUAUGAACUGAACCAUACUCUUGUGCUCUAGACCAAAAAGGGAACUGGGAAAGGAACGUACAAAUAGGCCCCAGCUUGGUUUUCUAAGUUGCUGCAGUCACAAGGUGUAGGGAAUAUGUUUAUUUCAAACCUCAAUGGUAUCCUAAAGCACACUCUUUUAUUUCUCUAAUAAUAGUGCCUGCCACUUUUCCUGUGUGGAAUACUAAAUCAAUGCACAUGCAUUUCUGAAACUGAAUGGCCUUGCCCUCACUGCCAAGGAAACUAUAUUUUUGUGUGCUUUGUGCACACCCUAUAAUGUAUUCCAUCCCCACACAUUCAGCCCCCUCAUUUUCCUAGUAUACAUACAUAAAUAACCAAGCCAACUGUUUCUUCCUUCCUUUUUUAAAAAGUCACUUUUUUGUCUGUCUUAGAUCAAAAUGGUGCUCAGAGCUUUUUCAAGUCAUUGAUUGUAAGUAAUAUUUGCGGUAUUUCAUUUUCAGCUGUCCCUUUUCCGCCAACACACCGAUUAACAUCAGAAGAAGUGUUUGAUGCAGCUGGAAAACCUCGGGUUGAUAUUUUGAAAAACCACCUAAUAAAAGAAGGUCGGGUAGAUGAAGAAAUUGCACUAAGAAUCAUCAAUGAUGGUGCUGCAAUUUUAAGAAGAGAGAAAACCAUGAUAGAAGUUGAAGCUCCUAUUACAGGUGCAAGCUCUGGCUAACUGUUGCCACUUUUAAUGUCAUAAAUGCAUGGAAUGAGGUUUCAGUACCUUUGGAAGUAAAAUAAUUUAGGUAGAAAGAUUGAAGGUGUAGAAUUUUCGCAUGAAUGGUAAAGAAAAGAAAGGGAUUAUAUGAGCUUUGAAAUAUACUGGGGUAGUGAUGUCAUUGAUAAGCCUUGAGACCUGUCCUCCCACUUUUUCUUCCUCACGUGGUACAAUUGCAAGGAGGUGAUUUUAUGCUUUCAGUUGACUACAGUUUAACAUUACAUCAGAACAUAAACCAUCUAGUACUAGCUAUGAUUUGCGGCCAGGUGGGAGGAAUAUUCAUAAUCUCUGGUUGGAAGUUGACUUGUUUCAAACAAACCAUAGUUAAUAUUAACCGUAGUUUGUUGGGUUCAGAUGCAAUGAAAAGCUGCAGUUAAAAUGGCAUUGUAUCUAAUCUCCUUGCUGGUGUGCCAAAGGAGAGAGCAGAGGGUGAGUGUGCAAGUCUCAGACUUGUCUCAUAUCAUUCUUGUCAUUAUACAAAUCAUGAUUUAUUGUGAUGUUUGAACCAGCUCACUGUACCUUGGAUGAAGCUUUGCUUUUCAGCUUGCUAAAAAAAAUACAAUUUAAUGGUCCACUGGAAACUAGAACAAGUCUUUCUGAAAUUUUAUAUUUGCUUAAUAAUUUUAGUAGUGAUAUAAUUUACACUUCUGAAAUUGAAUACAUUUAAAUUUUAUCUAAGGCUUGAUUUGGUUGUUUAUAAGUUUGGCUAUGUGUCAAGUUUUGCUUUUUAUAGCUUAUAUUUUUGGGGAGGCAGGAUUAAAUACUUUAAAUUAUGACAUAAAGGUUGUAUUUCCUAAUUUUAGAGUUUUAGUAUUUCCCAAAAUACAUUGGACUUCAUAGAAUAAAUAACAUAUUUAUGCACCCUUAUAUUGUCAUGCUUUUAGACUUCUGCAUCAUUUGCUUUUGCUACACAUAAAAUACCCAUCACUUUAUGUGCAAAGAUGAUGGUGCCUUGUGACUAGGAAUGCACAAGUAUUGCUGCUUCUUAUCUGAAAGAGACCAAGCCUUUGUGAACCUUCCAAAUGUAUGCUUCCCUUCCUUUGUGAAUGUUCACUAAGUCUUGAAUUUUUGUUUAGUGUUUCAUUAGUGAGUGACUACAAAGCAUCCUCUGCUGCUGCUGUCUUUCCCAUUUCUGCUCUAAGGUUCAGUAACUUACCUUGGAGCAGGACGGGGAAAAGUGGCAGAGAUGUCUUGUAAUCCCCAAAGGUAAAGGGACCCCUGACCAUUAGGUCCAGUUGUAGCCGACUCUGGGCUUGCAGCGCUCAUCUCGCUUUAUUGGCCAAGGGAGACUGCGUACAGCUUCCGGGUCAUGUGGCCAGCAUGACUAAGCCGCUUCUGGCGAACCAGAGCAGCGCACGGAAACGCCGUUUACCUUCCUGCCGGAGCGGUACCUAUUUAUCUACUUGCACUUUGAUGUGCUUUCGAACUGUUAGGUUGGCAGGAGCAGGGACUGAGCAAUGGGAGCUCACCCCGUUGUGGGGAUUCGAACCACCGACCUUCUGAUUGGCAGGUCCUAGGCUCUGUGGUUUAACCCACAGCGCCACCUGCAUGCCUUGUACUCCCCUAGCCCCAGAGAAAUGACUUUUCUUGAUGAGGAUUGAGAUUACUAGUGGGAAACUGAUGGAUGUGCAUCAUUUCUGCCUGGGAAGAAGGCCCUCGGACACUGCUGGGACAUGGACACUGCCUACCACCUCUCCAACCUUACUUUGGGUUCUGAACUGAACAGAGAGAUCUUGGGGCAGGGAAGGGGAGACGGUACUCGCAGGAUAAAUAUGAUCAUCCACCCUGCAUGCAGCAAACCUUCUCCCAGGCAGAAAUGAUGUGCAUAGCAUCACUUUCCUUAUGGGGAUUUUGGAACUGAUAGUUAAGAGUUUGCCAGGAAAAGCCACUCUACCAGGGCUUUCAUCAUCUCUCCCCCCCUCCCCCCGCAAUCCUUCCCCCCCAAGAUUAGUUACUGGUCUUUGGGGCAAGGAAAGGGGGAACACUUGCUGGUGCUCACUGAGUCAAAGCAAGGACAGACUGCACUUUUAGCAGGCUGUGAACACGGCUGUGCACACAAGCAUUCAGGCUGGGAUGCUAUUCACUGUUGCAAGUGCUCCUAGCAUCUUGAAGAUUCAAUGGGCAUGAUUUUUCAUAGACCAGAGGUUAAUUAAUUAAUUAGAUGGUAGAUUAAUUUGGAAAGCUGGUAGAUACAUAGGCAGUGGAGGUUGAAUCCUAAAUAAUAGAGUUCAUUAGCAAAUUUGACAGUGUUUAUUUCCUUUUAAAUUAAGACUAUGUUUGUAUAUUUCAGAAUAUAGCUUUAUUCUUGAACACCUAGAACUGGUAGGUAUUAGUAAUCUACUGAUUACUGCAAGAUGAUAAUAGUUUAAAAAAAUAUUGAAGAAUUGGCAGGUGUAAUUGGUGAGUAAAAUAAAUCAUGUCAAAUGACUACAGAAAGUUGAUAUGAUUAAUGCUUUGCAGGAAAUAAAGGCUACCUUUUAAUAUUUUGGAACUGGACAGAACACUGGAAAAUCUUGCAUAAGAAAUGUUGGUUCUGAAAUGAGAUAGGUUAUUGUGCUUUAUUUUUAAUAUAAGAAUUGCUUUAAAGUUGUAGACAUGGAUAUUUGAAUAGUAUGACAUCAAAAGUGUGAAGGUUAAUUUCUUCCGCAGUUCUUUUCUGCAUUUUUAAAAUAUUGUAUUACAUAUUUAUUACUGUUCAAUUCAAGUUAAAUACUAUCGACUUAACUGAUGUUCUGACUGACCUUAUUCAUGAUUCAUUUCUUGGAAAUUAACUUUGCCCCCUGAUGCAUGUGCUACUCAGUUGACAACAGGUAGGUCUUUCCUCAGUUAGCAGCCUAAUGUUCAACUUCCCAGACAGAUAUUAAGAGUUCCUUUCUUUGAUAAAGCAGAUGGUUCUCUGCUUUCUACACAGAUGCUAGGCUUUUUAAGAGUGGUUUUAAAUCAUUUUUUACUUUGAAGUCUUUCUGUCCCUUUAUCUUUAUGAAAAAUUUCCCCUAUCCCUUAGGAGAUUGUGCUCUUUUUACUUUCAGGCUGCGACCUUUUCAGUUAAAGAGAAUCCGCUUUCUGAAUGCAUUGCAGCUGGAUUAUACUUUUGACUGGUUUCCAUAUAUAGUGUGUCAGCCUCCAUUUGUGUGUAUGUGUUUCUCUCCUCACCCCCCCAAAAAAAGUAUCUAUCUAUGUGGGAUCGUAGCCCCAGAGAACUCUGCAGCAGCAUUAGGAAAAAACUGGGAGCCAAAUACACAAUGCUUUUCUAUUAAGUAUGUUUUCCUAUCUACCACCAUUGAUGGUGGAGCUGCAUGGUGAACACCACAGGGAACAUUCAGUCAGAGUUGGUUGUGGAAUGGGAUAAAUUCCGUGGUCACUCAGAAAACAAGUCCAUAUGGGAAACUCUGUAUCACACUGCCUUGUUAAACAGAGUAAAUGCAUGAAAUGUCAUGUGCCAGAGUUGGUUGCCUACAGGACUAUAUGCCAUUGGUGUGUGAACACUUCCACCCAGUACCACGUGGUCCUGGGAGAGGUGGAAAUUACAUGCAGGAAUAGUUAACAGAAAGAAGAGGGGAUGUAAGGAUAAAGACUGAAAGGAAAAUUAGGAAAAAGAAGAAAGGUCAACAUGAGGAAGAGAUUGGAGCAAAAGUUAUGGUAAAAAAUGAAUGGAGCAAUAGCAAGUGAUAAAUUAAUGAGGAAAAAGAGGACAAGUUUGCUUGAAUACAAUUUAAGAUUCUAGUUCUGCAAUAAUCUAGAUUUGAGAAAGUUCAAAUAACUUUAGUCUUCCUUUAGGGAAGUUGGAAAUAAAAAUGUUUGAUAGCUCCUAGGGUAUGCAGACAACCUACUGAAUAGCCCUGAACAGUUUAUAUGUUCCUAACACUUGAACAUUCUUGGUGGCACCUGACACUGCAAAUAUUUUUCCCAGUCCUAUUAAUCUGAGUGUGAACAAUAGCUGAAAAACAGAUGGUGCAAGAUUGGUGCUGGGGUGGGAAGUCAUUGCUACUUAAAAUUAAUUUUAAUUGCUACUUAAAAUUAAGAUGCAAUGACUAGAUUCUUGACCUGAAAUUCUGAUUGAAUCAAGUUUAGGUGGUUUUCCCACCAGUAGAACUUCAUCAUGGUUUUUUAAUCAGCAGCAUUUUUAUUGCAGUGUGUGGUGACAUUCAUGGCCAAUUCUUUGACCUAAUGAAGCUAUUUGAAGUGGGAGGAUCACCUGCUAACACAAGAUACCUGUUCCUUGGUGACUAUGUAGACAGAGGAUAUUUUAGCAUAGAGGUAAUUGAAUGUGUGUGUCCUGAUGUUAAUAUCAACAAUGGUUUUCCCAUUUAUUUGCUAAAGUAACUGUUUCACCAUGGUAAGAUGUAUGUUUAUUCUCUCUGAAGGAGGUGAUGAUAAAACUGCUAUUAAAGAAGCUGAGUUCUAGAUUCCUCAGCUUUGGAAAAUUACUGUCCCAUUUCAGGCUUACUGUUGCUCAGCAAGGUCCUAGAGUGAGUGAAGUCUUGCCAGCAUCAGGCAGUUUGGAGGACGCCAGUUAUUUAGAACAGCUCCAUUUUUUUUUAUUUUUUCUUUGCCUGGAUUCAGGAUGGAAACUGCCUUGUUUGCCCUGGUGGGUGACUUAUCCUGAGAACAUUGAAAAUAUGACCCCACUGGUUCUUCUGGGCCUCAUGGCAGCUUCCAGUAACAUAAACCAUUAUAUUAUGUGCCUACACCCUUUAUUAGCCUUUCUUGGUUUGUAAUUUUUUCCACAAUCACAAUCUUUCACAUAUUACUACACCAUAAGGCAGUGUUUCGGUCCGCUAGAGGUUUCCAUGUGCUAAAGGACUUCUGUUCCUCCUCUUGACCACUGACCUUUGGAGUUCCUCAGGGCUCUGUUUUGCUCCCAUGCUUUUCAUCAUCUACAUGGAAUUGUUGGGAGAACUAGUGUAGAGAUUUGGGCCACAGUGUCAUCAGUAUGCAGAUGAGACACAGCUCUUCUUGUUUCUGUAAUCUAAUCUUAAGGAGUCGAUGGAAGUUCUGAGCAGGUGUCUAGAGGCAGUUCUGGGAUGGAUGAGGGCAAACCAGAUUAAGCUUAAUCCUGACAAGAUGGAAAUUUGGCAGGUUGGGAAACUGCUGAUCUGGAUGGAUGUAUGCAGUCUGUUUUAGAGAGGAUUGCACACCCCCUGGCAAAUGAGGUAGGCACUCUGGAUUUGCUUCUGGGCUUGGCACUCUUGAUGAAGUGGCCAGAACUGCUUUUCAUCAGCAUUGGCUAAUUUUCCAGCUAUCACCCUAUCUGGAGAAAGUAGCUUGCCUUAGUGGCAUGUGCACUGCUUAUGUCCAGGCUGGAUUACUGAUGUGUUCUAUGUGAGGCUACCUUUAAAGAUGGUUUGGAAACCAUAGCUGGUGCAGAAUGCAGCAGCAAGAAUGCUUAUUUGGGCCCAAGCAGCUGGAACACAUUGCACCAAUUCUGUACCAGUGGUUGCCUGUUGGUUUCAUGGCCCAACUUAAAUUUGAAGCUGCUAGGUUCCAGAUUUGAUUUGAAACCUAUAAUAGCCUCAGAACGUUUAUGUACAGCAGCUUGUUCUCUGACUUGUCAAUAAGAGAUGUUGGGUUGAUAGGUCCCUAGUACAGGGACUUUCUGGGAGUGGCACUGUCCUUCUGGAAUUUCUUAUCCCCAUCCAAGAAAUAAUUGUGGCACGCAUCACUGUCAGUUUUUAAGAGAAAUGUUAAAACAUGUUUAUUUCAAUCCACUUUUUAUUAAUUUUAUUAAUUGUGAUAAAAAUUUGCUCAGAAUUCCUUCUAGAAUGACUACCCUUGCCACAUGAUAGGCCUGAAAAAUAAGUUGUACCCCUGUUAGCUGUACGUUGCCUGCUCCUACAUUACAUCAGUAAACAAUUAGGAAACUGACUGAUAGGCAGCAAGCAUUCUAGAGUUCUGUGAAACUAGAUUCAAAGAUUCACUAGAUUAAUUGUGAACAGCUUUUUAUCUAUCUUUUUUUUUUUUUAAAGGAACUUUCUUUUCUGUGUGCUUAAUACGCCAUACCAUACAGAAUAGUGUGCUCUUGGAGCAGAGCCAUCUAGGUUGACAACUGUGUGUGCAAGGGCAUCUUAAGAUAUUUGGAUGCAUUUUUUGGAAACACUGGGCCUUUCAAAACUGAUGUGGCUGGUUUUAUAAUACUAAUGCAAGGACAUUCCACUGUGCUGCUGUACACCGGGCAUUUUGCACAGAAUUUGAUACUAUGUUCUUGCACCAACAGGAAAUAUUCAUUAGAAUGCCUCUGAAGUGUCAGGCAGUUAUUGCCAAGUAGUAAUGGAUUUUAGGUUGCCACCAUGUUUGAACUCAGGUUCAGCCACAGAGUAGAAUUACACACAAGUGUGGAUGGAAGGAUCCAUUGGGCAGUAUGUUUAACCCUUCUGCUUGUCAAUUCUCAUCUCAUCACUUCCCCAGUAGGAAUGUUUCUUGAUGGGGAGGAGGUAAAGGGGUAUCAGGGGAAAGAUGGGCUCAGUAUGCUAUUCCCACCUGCCAAUUAUUGCCUUCCAGUUCCCUUGCCUCUCAGCAGUAACAGAAUGCAAGUUGGGAAUUCUGUCUUAUUCUGUGUCAUUCCUUUCCAAAUUGCCAUAGUAAUUUUCUAAUACACUGUCCUGAGUUCCCUGAAGGAAGGGUGGUAUACAAAUGUGAUAAAUGAAGUUUAAGUGAGCAUUAUUCUAUAUGUCAGCUGGAUAUUAUGCUGUAAUACUUGAAAUGGGGCUAUCACAUAUGACUAGUACUCUUGUUUUUCAACAGUGUGUGCUAUAUUUGUGGGUUCUGAAGAUUCUGUAUCCAAGCACAUUAUUUCUUUUGAGAGGCAACCAUGAAUGCAGGCACCUCACAGAAUAUUUUACUUUUAAGCAGGAAUGUAAGUAUUAAUAACAGUGGUAAUUGUUGGCUUCCUGAAUACUUAGUUAUCAGUAGUCCCCCUUUUUUUUAAACACAUUUUUGUCUUGCUUCGUAUGUAUUUGAACGUUUUCCGGGAUCUGCUGCAACAUUGUAGUCUUGAGAUAUCUAUAACUGUACUGUGUAUGUGUUUCUUUUGUGCACUUUCCCAUGAAAAUGUUAGAAUAGGACAUAUCAGUAUGGUUAUUUCUUUAAUAAAUCUUUGUCCUUUCAGCCAAAGUGGCUGCCAGGAUAGGAUGGCAGCCUACCUUGCUAUUAGACUCACAUGGAUUUCAUUAAGUGACUUACCCCUGUAUACAAAUUGAAAUUGAUGGCUAUCCUACAGCUCUUAUCACUGUGCCAAACAGCAACAAACCCUUUGAGCUUAAGAUAACAACCAGCCAAUCAAUUAAAAAAAUUGAAGACAACAUGUAAAUACAUUUACCAAGAAAUGAAGCUAGAUCCAUAUAUCACAGGUCAGUUAGCUAACUUUAUAGAAAAGUUGCUUUACUAUAAGAGGAAGGCUGCAGAGCCUACAUACAGAUUGGGGCCUCCAGCAGAUCAGGUACGUGUGGACCAUAUAUCCACUUUUUAACUGAGCCAGGACAAUUUCCUGCCUGCAGUUCUUGGGGGUGCACCUGACCAUGAUCAGAGUAUUCCAGCAUUGGAAUUUUGUAUGGACAACCAGGCUACUAAUUAUUUUUAAUGGAAAGGUGAUUUUUAAUGUACUUAUUUGCAAAGCUGGUAUUACAUGAGCAGUAUCCUUCUUUCCCAUUCUGACAUAUCAUAUUGUUAAGACACGUGUCAGCUUAUAUUCAUCUAGUUAAAUGUGCUUUGCCAGAGAGUUCUCCCUUUUAUUUUAUUUUUUGUUUAAAUUAUGAUACCCAUUCAUCAAUUUUUCAAGGAACAAUCUUGAUAACUUAUUUUUAAAUGCUCCUUAGAUGUAAGCCUGCCAUCAUAAACAAAUGUAUGUCAUAGACUGUGUCUCUCUCUCUCCCCACGCCCACCUUUAUAGGUAAAAUAAAAUAUUCUGAAAGAGUCUAUGAUGCUUGUAUGGAAGCUUUUGAUUGCCUUCCUCUUGCUGCACUUCUAAACCAGCAGUUUCUUUGUGUCCAUGGUGGACUCUCUCCAGAAAUAAAUACAAUAGAUGACAUUAGGAGGGUGAGUGUUACUGUGCUAAAGGCAUGGGGAUGUUGGGGUCUUUUGUAAUGGUCUUGACGUGCCACUCUUAAAUGUUAAGCUAAUUCAAUUCUUGUCCUUUGUUAGACAUCAAAUGAAAAUUAACUGCAACCCUAUACAUGCCUGCUAAGAAAUAAGCUGCAUUGAGGCUUAGUCCCCACUGUGACUUAGUUCCUGGUAAGUGUGUAUAGGAUUCCAGCCUAAUCCCCUGAUUUAUGGAGUUUUUCAGUCUGAGAAGGUAAGUGAUAGAUGAAAAAAAACAUAAAGUAAUGAAUAUCCUUUUAUUUCUUUGGUAUGAUUGGAUGUUUGUGAUCUAUAUAGCUUAACACGAGAGUGAAAAUAAUAAAAGAAAAUGGACAUACUGAAAAUGAAGAUCACUGUGGUAUUUUUCAUUGAAACAGCUAGAUAGAUUCAAAGAGCCCCCAGCAUUUGGACCAAUGUGCGACUUGUUGUGGUCAGAUCCCUCUGAAGACUUUGGAAAUGAAAAAUCACAGGAGCAUUUCAGUCACAAUACAGUCAGAGGAUGUUCCUAUUUUUAUAGGUAAAAAAUAAAACUGAUCAAGUUGAUAAAUGAUUGCAUGAAAGCAUUACUUUAUACUCAUAGUUGUUUCAUUUCACAGCUAUCCUGCAGUUUGCGAAUUUUUGCAGAGUAAUAAUUUGUUGUCUAUUAUCAGAGCUCAUGAAGCACAAGAUGCAGGGUAAGUAUCUUGCCCUCCCAUGAUACAAAUAUUCAGUACUCAAAUAUUCAGCUUCACCACUUCCUUUGUGACACAAAGUCAACUGUUCUUAUUUUACAGUUAUAGAAUGUACAGGAAAAGUCAAACGACAGGGUUCCCAUCAUUAAUAACAAUUUUUUCUGCACCUAAUUACUUGGAUGUCUACAAUAAUAAAGGUAAGAGCAUAUUGCUAAGAAAGGUAAAUAUGUAUGAAACAUAAUCUGUCUUUGUUUAAAAACAUUUCUAAACUGCUUAAUAUAUAUUUUUUUAAAUCUCUCGUGGUGUAUGCUAUUUACAAAAAAGAUUAGACAGUAAAACAAAUACAAGAUAAAAGAAAUACAGUGGUAGCUUGGUUUAAGAACAGCUUAGUUUAUGAACAGCUUGGAUUAAGAAUGCUGCAAACCCGGAAGUAAGUGCUUUGGUUUGUAAACUUUGCCUUGGAAUAAGAACAUGUUUUGCUUCCUGUCGAGUGUGUUCCAUUUGUAAAUUGAGUCCCCCACUGCUAUGGGAAAGCACGCCUUGGUUUAAGAGUGCUUUGGUUUAAGAACGGACUUCCGUAACAGAUUAAGUUAGUAAAUGAAGGUACCACUGUAAAACAAUAUAAAAACAUAAAAGCAAGUGAUACAGAAAUUCAGGGGAUUCACGCACAUUAAUCAUGGUCCAGUCUUACAGGUCAGGAAAGCCUAGGCAAAAAGAUGUCCUUACAAGACAUCUGAAGCAACUGGUGGUUGCUGCUUCGUCUAUAGCAGAGUGAAGGUGAUUCCACAGAAAAGGGGGGCAACAGCAGAAAACGUCCAUGUCCACUCAUCCCCCUAUGAUAUUAUGCUGGUUAUGGUUUCACGAGUAGAAUGUUUGAGUAGUUGAAGGGAUGAAUGAAUUGUACAAUAUGUAUGCAAUUGAACACAAACGUUCACAGUAACUUGUAUGAAAGAAUCCAGGAAGUUCUUUAAAAUGCUAUGGUCUGGUUCUGCUUCAUAGAUUCUAUGCCCAGGCACAGGCAAACCUGGCCCUCCAGACGUUUUGGGACUAGAACUCCCAUCAUCCCUAGCUAAAAGGACCAGAGAUGAUGGGAGCUGUAGUCCCAAAACAUCUGGAGGGCCGAGUUUGCCUAUGACUGUUCUAUGCAGUGCUCCACACGGUCUGCAGAGGCACAUUCCCAUAUGCAGAACCAUCUGGAAACCUCUGGAAGAUUAGAAGAACUGAAGUGCAGAUACAGUUAUAUUUCAUUACAUUUCCACUCAGGGUAAUUUCUCUCACACACAUGGCCACAGCAGAAAUGGUCCUCUCUUUAUAGAGCUGCUUAAACGUUUGCCAUAAGUUUGUUCGAUAUCUCUCCAAUAUUCAGUUGUUUCUCUUUAAUCAAAAUUUUGCACCAUGGAGAGAGAGAGCUUUAUUUUUUUAAUGCCAUAAGUGCAGCGUCUACAUUCCAAAAUCAGGCGUUCAUGGCUCCUGCCUUACAUGGUUGAGUGAGAGCCUGGUCAUGGAAAUCUGCAAGUACUUUCAGAAACCCAGUGAAAGAAUUUGCAAAUUAAAGGCUCAGUACCUCCCAAGUCACUAUGUGAAAGAAGCCCCUCAAGACAUACUUCAUCAUACCAGUUCUCCUGUAUUCCUAGGUGGAACUUCUCUGUAGGCUUCUGCCUCCCACACUUCAUUAUGUUCUGGCCCCUUUCCUGCUGUUUCUUCAAUAUCUGACCUGAGUCACCUAUAUCUGGCUCCUUGUCACCUGCUGAUCCAGAGUGCAACCCUUAAUGCCAGUAAAGCCUUCUGGUUCCAAAUCUUCACCUAAGAAUUAGAACUUUGGAUAUUGAACUACCAAUGCAUUGUCUUCAGUGCUUAGAUUCUGAAGUGGGGGGUUAUUGGGUUGUUGUUUUGAUUUUGAUUAUAUAUUUUGUGGUUUUAUAUUCUGAUUUUGUGCUGUGAACCACCCUGAGACCUCCAGUUAUAGGGCAGUAUAUAAAUUCAAUAAAUAAAUUAACAAAAUUAUAAAUCCUCAGCUCCUGAGCAUUUCAAAAUUGAUUGCAAUAUUUAAUCCUUCAGUGGUUAUUAAGGUUAGUUCUACCUUCUAGUCAGGUCUCAGGGGGUGGGAAUCAAACUCAUAGCCCUCAUGUAACUGACACUCUCCAACUCAGUUCCAACAGAUGAGAACGAGUGGGGAGAAUGAGGACAUUAUGCUCACAUUGCAGGUUGGACAAAGCCAGAGUUGUUUCCUUCUGUUACAGCGUAGGACACACAGAGACAGACAGACAGAGUGAUGGAGGGCAGCGGGUUGACAAUAACUUGUAAUGUAAUUCACUAUUGUCCCUAUAUUGCAGGUUAUGGUGGGGGUUACCACAAAUUGUGUUGUGUUCUCCAGAUUUCAGAUGAGGGCGCAAGCUGCUUAAUAGUAGCUUACAACAAGUCUCUUUAAUGGAAAUUGUGUAUCACAGAUACAAGCCCCCAUUGCAGUACUACAGAGUGUACAUGUGUUAUCAAGAUGCAGGUAGUUACACAGGAUAUGCAUUUCAAGUCUAAAUCACCCGAAGCGCAUCCACAUUGAAAACAAGACAGCACAGGAAGAAAUAACUCCUACAAAAAAUACCUCAGGUAAAUCUCUAACCAUCUCCUUUGCACCACCAGCAGCGCACUGGAAGCCAGCCCUCAGUUAAAAGUAGACUCAUUGUGCUUCACUUACAUGCAGACACUUGCUUUUACCCCAUCCUACAAUGUAGAAUAGAGAUCCCGAAUAGGAAAGCAGAGUGUGACUAGCCCUCUGGAAACAACCGGCUUCACUAACCUCACCCAAUGCAUAGAAUUCUAUAAUAUGUGGGAUGAGGGGCCAGUGUUCCUAAUCUUCUACACCUUUCUAAAAGGUCACUACUGUAUAUGUGUGACUUCACAGAAAACUGACUUAUAAGAACAGGUUACAGAUAAGCAACUCUGUAUUCACUCUCUAUUGCCUUCGGAAAGUGGGACUAACACUGUCUGAAGUGAGAUCAAGCUUGCACUGGAGGCAGCAAUUGUGUGAGCCAGUGCCUCUAUGAGUGGAGCUCAGUUGUGGCCGAGCAUUGACCCUGUGCAUUCCUGAGGUGAUGGUGAGAUGUGAGAAACAUUUUUUAAAAGGAGGAAAGGGAAACUAAGGAAAUAAAUAACAACCUCCCCCCCCCCCCCCCAAAAAAUGAUGGGGUGAAAAGAAGGUUCCCUCAGAAUGGAUCCAAAGAAACAUUAGUGGGAAGAAAUAGGAAUAAUAUGAGGGUUUCAAAAGCAAGGAAAUAGCUAAUAUGAAAACAGUGCUGUAUAUUUUUGAAAUAAUUCUCAAAAGGACUCAAAACUGAUGGAGAUGCUGUAUUUCAUAUAGAUGGAAAUGGAGAGCAAGUGUCUGGGGCACUGAAGAAACAAUAAUAGGGCCUGGCUUUAGAGAAUGCUCACGUGAGAGUUUUGCUGUGACAAUGGAAAUACAAGGAUGGAGCCUCAGUGUUGAGAGAGAGAAAAGGCAGCAGGUUUAAUUCUUCUUUGAGCAAAUGUCACACAGCAUCAUGUAUGUGUGUGGCUGUCUGGGAAACACUUUCCAGGCAGUGUCAGGAGUUUACAGGAGAGACAUCCCCACAUCUCCUAGCACCCAAGACAACCAGGUUAUAUACUGGGAGUGGGGAACAAGAACUUUCUAUUUUCUGUCUUUCUAAGGGGAGCAGAAGUGCACAGAUAUCAGUGUACCUGGCAUCUGCUUAUACAUCUGUUCACUAGUGGUGUGAUCCCUUCCCUGUUGGAUGGAGGGGAAUGUUCCCUCCUGCUUGCCAUCACUUCAGACUUCUGCAUUUAUACUCUUCCUCUAGGGAGGUGGCUUGGUUUUUAUGCUCUUCAGCACACUAAUUCCUUGAGUAACUAAGGGUGAUCUUGGUAGGAGUGGGAAGUAAAGUAGGGUAGCCUUAAAGUGCUCUGGUAUAAAUCUCCACACAUCUAGGGCAGAUGACCACUUUCUACUGAGCUUUGGAGCAUUGCACAUGGCUGCUCUCGGAAUAAAAGUUAUUUUGUUUAUUAAAAUAUUUCUGUCUUGCCUUUCAGCCCCAAGUUAGUUCAGUCUCAGAUUAAAGCAAAAUACAGUAUAAACCACAAAGGGAAAACAGAGCUAGAAGACUUGUUCUUGUUAAUAUUUUGAUUAUGUAUUCUGUGUUUUUAUAUCAUGAUUUGAUCCUGUGAACUGCCCUGAGACCUGGGGUAUAGGGCAGUAUGUAAAUUUCUUAAAUAAUAAUAAAAGACCGAGCUUACUACUAAAAUAUAUGUGCAGCAGGAGGGGAAGGGGGGAAAUCAAAACCUCAGCAAAACAAGAUAUAUCUACAGAAUGUUGGAAAGUGUUUUGAGAUUGGCCUCCCAAAGUAACAAUUCCCACAGCCUUGGUGCUGAAACAGAAACCGCUGAUGAUAAAGAGAUGCAGGGCGAGUCCUCAGAUGAGAAUCACAGUGGGUAGACAGGCUUAUGUGGAAGAAGGCGAUCCUUCUAACAGCUUGUUCCCAAAAUGUUAUACGUAAUAAUAAGCACUUGAAUUCUUUCUGCUGGAACAAAAUUAACAGUACAGUGGUACCUCUGGAUGUGAACGGGAUCUGUUCCGGAGCCCCGUUCGCAUCCUAAAGUGAAGGCAACCCGCGUGUGAGCGGGUCACGAUUCGCCGCUUCUGCGCAUGCACGUGACGUCAUUUUGAGCGCAUGCACAGAGCGCAACCUGAAAACACUCAACCGGAAGCUACUUCAACCCGAGAUAUGACUGUAUCAGAAUGAAUAUGCUCUGAAAAGCCACCAUAUUUUGCACCACCUAAAGUCUCCAAACACAUUUAAGAGACUGUGUUCCAUAGGGUGCAUUUCAUUACUCUCAUCUGAAUGUGACCAAGAUAGUGCAAUUUGCAUUCCUGAAUUAUAUUUGAGUCAGAUAUAUAGACACGUGUCACAUAGACACGAUGUAGUAGCAGCGGCAGCGGCAAUGGCAACGGCACUAUUUUGUGAGAGUCCUAAAGGACAACUGCAGCUAGUCAUUCCAACGUACCUACCUCUUCAGGGCAGAAGGAGUGUUUCAUUACUCAGGAAGAGACAUCUAUGUUAGUGAAUCUGAUGCCAUCACUCAGUUUCCUUAUCUUUCCCACCUUCACGUUAGCUAAAACCAGUUGGCAAGGCCACAGUUGUUCCGGAUGAGAAAGAAGCACAAAGGUCUCUCAGUAUACCCUGAUACAGUGGUGGUAAAACCUCAAGUCUGAUCAUCUUGUGCAGAAUGAGAAUUUGACUCAUCUAAAGCUUUAACUGGCUUUCCUUCCAGCAUCUGCAACUUUCAGAGAGAGCACUCAUCUAUCUUUGGAAAUUCCUGCUAUGUCCAAGAUGACACUAGCUUGAUAUUCUGUGUUGCUGCUGCUUGUUAGAGGCCAUAUUUGAUUACAUCCUGCAAGUUCCACUGUGUGCCUACUAUGGUUGUGGUUGAAUAGUUACAGGGGCUGUUUAAGCAUAAUGCCAAAUGCUCUCCUCUUGUGCUCUGAAAUUAGUAACUCCUAGUCCUUGUUUGUGACAGUUGUUUAUUAUUUUGUUCAAACAAACCAAUUCAUGGUUUGUGUUUGCUUGCUAGCCAGGCUCACAAACUAAGGGGCUUGUGCCUGCUUAAACUCGCAUAUGAAUAGCCCGAUAGAAUCUACAAUUCACACAACUGUUGGCUGUUUAAAAAAUGUCAAACAACCCUUAGGUGUUGGAAUGAAUGUGCUAGCUGAAAGGUUUGCAAUUAUUAUUGAUUGCUUGAUACAUAAUUUCAGCUAAUCACUAAAACUUUUUUACAGCUGCUGUAUUGAAAUAUGAAAAUAAUGUUAUGAAUAUUCGGCAGUUCAACUGUUCACCGCAUCCUUAUUGGUUGCCAAAUUUUAUGGAUGUCUUCACAUGGUCUUUGCCAUUUGUUGGAGAAAAAGGUACGUCAUAUGGCAUAAAAACAGGUUGUCACUCAAACAUUUGCCACUUAUCUAGUGCUACAUUUAUAUUGAUAGCUUGUGUGUAUCUGUGUGGCCAGAUAAAACCUGCCUGUAGCCCACCAAUUCAGACACCGCCUACAAACUGUAUUUUUGCCCAUUGUUUGAUAUUCACUUUGGUUUUUGUUUAUUUUUGUUUUUUGUUUUGUUUUGUUUGUUUUUUGUUUUGGUUUUUGUUUCAGGCAGGUAGCUAAAUUACAAUGCUUGUUGUUCCAGGCAGGUAGCUAAAUGCGAUGCUUGUUGAGCCCCGCUGAGUUGCCAUGUUUGACUGUUAGGUGGGUUCAGCAUAGUACGUUACACACAGUACUAUAGUUGUGCUUUACAUUGUUGGGCUGCAGAUUUUUAUUUAUGUAUGUAAAACAGACAUUUCUGUUAAGAGUCAGCAGCCAUCAAUAUACUGCACAAGCACUUCCCGUUUUAGUCGCAGCUGAUAUGCAUGCAAUCACGCACAGCAGUGAACCCAGAAGUAACUUGGAAAUGUCAUAAAAAGUGUCAUUAGAAGGGCAGGAUGGGGUGGAGUAGGGUGGAAUGAGGCAGAACGGGGUGCUUGCAGGCUGUUUAAAUUGCAUGUGAUUUCACACAAUCUGGAACGCAGCCCCUGCUGGGAGCAAGGACUGAUGCCUUCAUGCCCUGUUUGUGAGCUCUCUAAUGGCACCAAUUGUUCUUAAUUUCUAAGAACAGCAGUGCUGUUCUUUUAUUAAAUGACUUACAGUGAAGGACUGGAAGUUGACCUAUUUAGCUUUUCAUAUAAUUUUGUUGUUUCCCUCCAAUGUAUUUUGCAUUUUAAUAGUAUUGUAGAAUUUUAAACUAUUCAGCUUAUAAUAAGUAUUAUGAUGUGUUGGAUUGUUUUUUUAUUUUAUUUAGUGACAGAAAUGCUGGUGAACGUUCUGAGUAUUUGUUCUGAUGAUGAACUGAUGACUGAGGGUGAAGAUCAAUUUGACGGUAAGGCUACUUUUAUGACUUACGGGUCUGUACUGUGAAUUCCUGAAAGAUUUUAUUCUGUGCAUAAUUUGUGAACUUCUGAGGAAUGCUAUUAGAUUUUUAAAAGAGAGUCUUCAAAUGAUUCUGGUAUAUUAAGAAUUGAAAACUUGGUGUGCCUAUAUUUUCUGUAUUAAAAUUCUUCAUGUAAAAUAUUUAUUCCAUUGCAUAGAAUAAAAAGACACGAGACCUGCUCCUUCAUUGUCUCCCCCUGCAACACACGCGCGCACACACACACACACACACACACACACACGAUUGCCAUCAUGCAAGGGGCAGAGUAGGGAUGAACUAUUUGGCGCCAACACUUCCUACACACCCCCAACAUAUUGAGGGCUAAAUCUCUUCAGUAGGGAACUUGACUAGGCUCCCUUGGGCAAUCUAGAACCCUGACUUAGGGGCUAAAUCAUAAGUGGAGCCUGUGCAAGUAGAAAAGACUCCUUGCUGCCCAAGUUCAGCCCCAAAACUGUGAGGAGAAAGAUGGGAUUGGUAGCAAGGAAAGCUUGUCCGGAGGGGAGAAUGACCGAAUAGGGCUGUAGAUUAUCAAUUAUUUAGCCCAUAUUUCACAUUUCUGCUUCCUGAUACAUGUACUUUAUUAUUACUCAUUGCAAGGAAAGCUAUGAAGUCUGUUUUGUUUAUAGCACUAUAAGUGAAUUUGGUCGAUCUACGGUUCAGUAGCAACAACUUUUACUUAUUUUGACUUUGGGGUGCUUUUUAUACUAUAUUUAACAGUGUUUGUUUGUAUAUUUGUGUUACUUGAAAUUUAUGUCUUUCCUACACUUUAUAUCAUCCUGUCAACACUCACUGAAUACUGAACAGACAUUACAAAUGCUACCAAUAUAUUUUAAAAAUGCACUCAGCAGUAUGCAGUGUUCUAUGAGAGUAGCAGUUUUCCAUUUUUCUUCCUCAUUUUUCUUUUCAACUUCCAUUCUUUAUUAUCACUGCCAAUGUAAAAGCUCUUCCUUUUAGUUUUCCUCACUCACCUUUUUCUCCAUCAUUCACUUUCUUUUUUUCUGGACUCUCCAUCUGAAGAACGAAUCAUAUAUGGCAAUAAAAAAGGUACAGAAAAGACGGAGUAAUAUUGUUUUGAAAUAUGGCUUAUCAAAGUUAUCAAAGUAGAGAACACAUUUAUAUAUUUUCCUUAUAUAAAUGUGUAGUAUUUGUUUUAUUGCCAGUCUUUCUGUGCAUGAAGGGUUUCUCCUCUUUUCCAUUCCCCUUUUGUAGUAGCUUUCAUAUUUUCCCUACUUUUAAUAUCUCUUUUUCUGAUCCUGCAUGUGUAGGAAAGUUUUCAGUUGUCUGCCUUGUUUAUGAUUUUAGUGUAAGCAUUCUACAUUACAAAUGGUGCAUGAAAUGUGAUCUCUGUAAUGUUUCAGUUGCUGUUUGUGCAGUAAUUUUGUUCUCUUCCAGCUAAUAUUUGUAUGAGAAAGCUUUAAAUCACUAUUGUGCUAGUUUCAAGCUGAUGUGUAUAAUAAUAAGUUAGAAUAAUUUAUAUUACUAGAGUAGCUUCUUCCACAAAGGGAAGAACUAACCAGGCCUACAGGGACGCGGGUGGCGCUGUGGGUUAAACCACAGAGCCUAGGGAUUGCCGAUCAGAAGGUCGGCAGUUCAAAUCCCCGCGACGGGGUGAGCUCCUGUUGCUCAGUCCCUGCUCCUGCCAACCUAUCAGUUCAAAAGCACGUCAAAGUGCAAGUAGAUAAAUAGGUACCGCUCCGGCGGGAAGGUAAAUGGCGUUUCCGUGCACUGCUCUGGUUCGUCAGAAGCGGCUUAGUGAUGCUGGCCACAUGACCUGAAAGCUGUACACCGGCUCCCUUGGCCAGUAAAGCGAGAUGAGCGCUGCAACCCCAGAGUCGUCCACGACUAGACCUAAUGGUCAGGGGUCCCUUUUAACCAGGCCUGCAAGCAGAAGUUUGCGCAAAGACUUUCGCUAGCACAACAGGGCUUUCCCUGCACCGUCCUCUCCCCACAAGCCCCCUGUUUUUACCCCUCCCCAUUUGCAUGGAGGAGGUUAGGAUAACUCCCAGAAAGGCACAUGGGAGGCAGGUGAGCAGAGAUUGCUCCAUCAGCAUAAGCAUAAGUGUUUGUACUGAUAGAGCAAUCUGCUUGGUGCUAUGUGGAAUUCCUUGCAGAACUUUCAUUAUGAGCCGAAGUAUAUUUUAAUAGCUUUGAAAGAGCCUGUUACUAAAUAUUGCUGCAGUGUUAUUGCCGCAGAUCCAAAGAACUGUGCAACUUGCUCUACACACGUGACGGAGCUUUCGACUUGUGUUUCAUUAAUGGCCCUCUCCCAGCCUCCCCGUUGCAUGGAAAACCUUUUGGGGGGGGCUUUUUAAAGCUGUGGUAUCACAUAGUGGGGAUGGUUCUAUUGUUUAAAAGUAAAAAUUAAACAUUCCAUGGGGCUUGCCCAAAUCCUUGGGUGCACCAAAUAUAACCCAGACAUGACCUUUAUUGACCAGGCUUUGGGGACAGAUAUUAAACACAAUUAUGAUAAGAAUGUAAAUUAUGCAACCAGUAUGCUGGUAGUGGCAUGUUAGAUUGCCUACUAAGUGUGCAUCUUAAAUAAAGAAGAAAUGUCCCAGUAAUUCUCUAGUCUUCCUUUGAAAACUAUAUUGGAAACUGCUUUUUGUUCCUUAUAUGUCUCCCAGUUGCGCACUGUAUUAAGUACAGUCUUACAGUUCAUUGGUUGAGGAGACAACUUCCAUUCUAGUCUCCUCCCCCCCCCUUCCUGCUUUCUUGUGUUGUUGGUGGGAUUUUUGUUCCUAUCCAUGCCCAGAGCUUAGUAUUUUUUUAAAGGGGCAAUCAUGCAACUGAGUUUCAUAUGUAGUUGAAGCAAGUAGCCUGCAGUACAAAGGUAAAGUAUACAUGCUCUUUGCCUCUGACGCUGCCCACCCCUGGCAGGCUGCCCAGAAGGGAAUGUGGCCCUUGAGCUGAAAGGUCCCGCACCCCUGUCCUACAAUCUUUGUAGACCACAUCCCUGAAGGAAAACCAUGUUCAUGUGUGUGUAUGGGAGUCUAAUCUAAUUUUUCAAACAAAGAAGAGAUACUGUGUUUUUCCGUGUAUAAGACGAGCUUUUUUGACCCAAAAAUGAGGUUCAAAAUUUAGGGUCAUCUUAUACACGGGUAGUGCUGAGGGGGGAUGGGCGAAUGGUUUUUUGGCACGAGCCUGAGAUUGUAAGUGGUGAUUGGCCGCUUGAUUGGUGGGGCGGGGAUGCUGAAAAUCGCUCACCCCCCAGAACGCAGCACACAACUGCCCGUGUCGCUUACAAUCGGCGCUUACAAAAUCAGGUGAGCAAUUUUCAACAUUCCCCUCCCCACACACAAUCAAGCGGUCAAUUGCUGCUUACAAUCUCGGGCUCAUGCUUCGUUCCAGCAGGUGAGCGAUUUUCAGCAUUGACCGCCGGAACGCAGCACACAACCGCUCGCGUCGCAGCUGCCCGAUCACCAACAUUAGCCCUCCUGAUUGCCGCUGCAGCAGCCAAUAGGCAGCUGCCUUUGUUGCAGCAAGCAGGAGCAUGAUUGGCGUCCGCUGGUGGCGAUCGGGAAGCUGAUAGGUGGUUUCUGCUAUCAGCUUCCUGAAAGGAGCAGGUGGUCUGUUUACUGCAUGUGUAGCGAGGAGCGAUGGCAGAGGUGGCCUCCUCCUCGCAAGCCUUGUUGCCUGGCUCCGCGCGAUCGUGUCCUGCCUGUUCCCUAGCCUCCAGCAAAGCAGAGCAGCUCAACAACUCUGCCCCCCCCAAAGAAAGCGAAGUGUGUGUGUUUCUGCCACGAGGGAACAGCUGAUAGGCAGCUUGUUGGAUGCGUGUGGCUGUCAGCGUUUGUCAACUAUUUUCCCUAAAAAAAAGCUCUACAAGUCAGGGCAAUCUCCCCCCACUUUCUAAAUUUGGAGUCCCCAAAAAUAGGGGUUGUCCUAUACAAUGGGGUGUCCAAUACACGGGAACAUACGGUAUCUGCCUGGAAGAAACUUACAAGUGAAACAGCACUUAGGUUGGAAUGAAGUAUACAUGCUAGGAGAGGGGAUGUUAGCUAGCUAAUUGAAUUCAUGAAUCACUUCCCACAACAGAAAGUCCUGAACUGAUUUACAUGAAUAAAACAUAGUGAUUGUGGGAGAUAGAGGGAGAGAUGGAGAUGGAUGAAUAGACAUGCUGUUCAGUGUUCUAGAACACUGUCGAUUUGGAGCACAUUUAGGUUGCCAGUUAGUAAUUUGAAUGCCAGCUAUGGUAUAAGUCCCAUUUAUUCCUUGAAUUUUCUAUUUGUGCUCAGUCAGGUUCAUAACUGUUUAAGAGGUCAGCAGUCAAAAGCCUAAGAAUGAAAUGCCAUCAGUAAACAAUUGGCAGCAAUUAAUAGUCUUGAUAUUUGUCACUUAGUGUUUAGAACUGUUUAAUCUUUUCAGGAUGUUUGGUGAUCUGUGGACUGAAGAGAUUUGUCUGUGAUGAGGCAUCAUUAUUCAAUCACCUUAAGUUCCAGGCUGAAGGAGAACCAUAUGUUAUCACAGUUUUAUUGAUGGUCACAUUGUAUGCAAUUUUUGUUGUGUGCUCCAUUAGCUUGAGACUUUCUUCUUCCAUUGGAAGUAGGUACAGCUGCAGCACGAAAAGAAAUAAUCAGAAACAAAAUCCGUGCAAUUGGCAAGAUGGCAAGAGUCUUCUCUGUUCUCAGGUAAUUACUAUUCUCAACUUGUCUGAUCUGUUUAUAUGGAAAGACUACGUGUUAGCAGCUCCCUACCUGCUCUUACAAUUAAGUGCGACUGUAACUUUUUUAAUAGAUGAGUUAUCUAUUGCUAAUACUGUACUUCUGCUAAACAUUUAUUUAGCACCAAUACUUGUUUUUCAGAAUGUGGAGCUAUCCUAACCCUUUCUCAUGCAGCUGAAUAAUGAGAGCAGAGCAAAGGUGAUGGCAGGAUCAAAGAGUAAAAAAUAAUGGCAAGAAAAGCUGUGCCAAAGAAAUGGGCUCUGAAAGACAGGUGCAAAGGAGGGAAGGGAAAUGAUGUCAUGGGCGCAGUGAAUGGACAACACAAGAAGCAGAAUUUAAAGGCAGCAGGAGUAAGAGACAAGAACAAAGGGAUCUGGUAUUUGGUUUCGCUUAAAAAUAAUAAUCCUGCCACAUCCAAGCUCAGAGUAGCUCCUGACAUAUAAUAUUUUUGAAAGGCAAGAAGAUGCCAAAGAUGUACAGUCGUACCUUGGAAGUUGAAUGGAAUCCAUUCUGGAAGUCCGUUCGACUUCCAAAAUGUUUGGAAACCAAAGCGCGGUUUCUGAUUGGCUGCAGGAAGGUGCUGCAGCCAAUUGGAAGCCACAGAAGCCCCGUCAGACAUUUGGGUUCCAGUGAACGUUUGCAAACCAGAACAUUCACUUCUGGGUUUGCAGCGUUCAGGAGCCAAAACGUCCAAGUACCAAGGUGUUCAGGAUCCAAGGUACGACUGUACAUAUAAUGGGAGGAGGAAAUGCCUUUCUUUCCUUCCUAAACACCAGGGAGCAGGGCUGGCAGACCUCUCCUGAGAUUGUGUUCCCCAGACUUCACCUUCCUCUCGCUAUUCUAAAUCACACCCUCCCUGCUAUUUUCACUUGCAGUAUUACAUUUCCUGGUUCUUCAGUGUUAGGUAGGAGACAGUGGAUUUGGGGAAUAAGAAGAGCUCAGGCAAGGACCUGCAUGCAAGUCUGAAGUAUAUUGGGUAUGAAGACCUCUUUGGGUAAAACAGUUUCCCCCCUCCCCUUUUUUGUCUCCUAAAUUCAGGGAAGAGAGUGAAAGUGUACUGACACUCAAGGGUUUGACUCCCACUGGAAUGUUACCUAGUGGAGUAUUGGCUGGAGGACGCCAGACCUUGCAAAGUGGUAAUGAUGUUAUGCAACUUGCUGUGCCUCAGAUGGAAUGGGGCACAUCUCACUCUUUCGCUAACACCACACACAGUGCAUGCAGGGAAUUCCUUAUGCUUUUCAGUUCUUGUCUUAGCGGCUGAUGAUAAAGCAUAACUUUAUGUAUUAAUCAGGCAAUGUAAAAUCAGUAUUUAACCAGGGUAUUAAACAAAAAGCAAACAGUAUUAGUCACGCUGUGCUAAUCUUUGUCUGUCGUUGAGCUUUCCUUGAUAGAGCAUUUCAGAUAGCAAGAUUAUUUAUGAACUGGGAAAAGAUUGACAGGGUAGGUCAGAAAAUUAAAGAGACACCGUUAUUUCAUCAGAUAUCACAAAUGGCCUUAUUCUUUAUUCCUGCAGUUUUAUUACAGACGUUAAUCUGUUUAGUAAAUGCCAGUUGCCUUUUAGUAUUGAUAGCUACAAGUUUCCAAGCUCAAUUUUGCAUUCCACAGAUGGAAAAUGUGCUUUGUUUCGUACCCUGGUGAUCGAUGCCAAAGUUUGUUCCUUCAUGUUGUUUGUCAAAUGUUCUGUGUAAUACUACUUGACUUCCCUGAAUUGUCCUUGUAAGUUGCUAUUUCCUUCCUCUGCAGAUGUAGCUGCUUUUUUUAGAUCUGUCUGUCUUUCUCUAGGUAUCGCUGUAUGUCUGUAUAAGUGUGUAAAAAAAUUAAAUCACUAUCUCAGACACUUGUCUGUCUCUUGAUGUACAAGCAACUUCGUAGCACCUUAUUUUUGAGGUUGGCUGCAUUUGACGCUGCACCCGAUGCAUUCUGAUGGCUAAUGUAACUGAAAAAUAACCAAUAGCUGUUAUAAAAUCCAAUUGAGAAUAAAGGGGCUAAAUGAAAACCUUGUAAAUAAGUCAGACUCAAAGGGUGUUUAAGUGUGCUUAUAUUUUUUGCAUGAAAAUAAAAAGAAAAUACACCUGUAAUCUGGCUCAUUGAAUACUUUAUAAAAGUUGAUGGAUUAGUUGUUGCCAGAAGAAUAUUGUGAGAUUCUUUUUUCUUUUUUAAUUUCUUGUGACUAUAUAGUUCAUUUUUUUGUAAUGGAUGUCAAGAAAGAAAGUGGGCGUCAUAACAUUCCUGAGCUUUAUUAACAGAAAACAUUUUAGUUUUCUGUGUCGAUAUUUCUGUAAUAUCUGAGUUCAAUUUUACAGCACAUGUUUUUUCUUGUCUGUCAAAAAAAAUUUUUUGCCACCUAAUGUAAUCAAAAUUCAACAUUUUAAUGUAAAUUUGUGAAACUUUUCUGGUACUGUGUCAGUCUAAAAUAUUUUUUGUUUGAGUUAACACCUUUUAAUAUUAUUUAAACUGUUUUAUUUACUAUCAUUAUCCUCUUGGAGCAUAUAAUGUCUCCAAGUUCACUUUUCAUAAGUCCUUAUAUAUGUAUGUAUGUGAUCUGUGAAUGUCUGUAAUAGCAAAUGGUGUGUAUGUUCCUUGUAUCAUCAGAUUUCCCCCUCUAAAUGUUACUUUCAGUGUGUAUAUUCACUACCCAGCUUGCAUAUUGUAGUUUUCUCAGCACUAUGUAAGCUGUAGAGAAUUGGAACAUACGCAUUUGAUCGGACUUGAUAAUGUUGUCUCAUGUUUGUUUUAAAACAAGACAAGUGGACCUGACAUAUAACAUCAAUCAAAAAAUUUAAUUUCAGCAUGACCACAACUUAGAAUUUUAACUAACUUUACUCCUUUGGGAGCCUCAAAUGGCAACAGUUUAACAGAAAUGUUGUGAAUACAGUAGAUUUUUAAGGUGCUCACACAAUUUCUACUGCUGUUGAUAGGGUAAACCAGAUGAUUCCUGUUGCAAGUUAGAUAUUUCUAAUGUUUAAUAGAAAGUUGUAACACAAAUCUUUCAUCACUUACAACAAUGAAAUGUUACAGUAAUUUGGACAAAUAGAAAACUGGCAUUCAGGAGUCAUUUUGUUUUCCAAAGGAGUAAUGCCAUAGUGUUGUCUACAUUAAAAUUAAUGUAGUAGCAAUAUAAAUCAAAUGGCUUCUUGUGAUGAAAGAUUUGACUGAGCACCAUUGCUUUUAUCCUAUAUUUUAUUUUAUUUUUUUGUAAAAGCAGCUGCAUCUUAUGGGUGAAGCUGUUGGGAGUGGGCAUCCAGCCCUUAAUAGCCUGACAUUUCCAUUCUUUAAUUCAGGUAAUCUUUCAGAACUAUGAGGUACAAAUGAAAUACAACAUCGAGAUAUUUGAGUUUUGGUAUCUCUUUUGCUAGAGGGGGGAAAAACCCUUCCAUAAAUGGGAUUAGCAUUUCAGAGAAGCUAAUUCAGCUCACUAAUUUACCGGUAGUUUGUGCCAGACCUGAUGCAAGUUAAGUAAUUUCAUCAUGUUUGGUUGGAAUUACAUGCUUAAAACGGUAUCUCUGAUUGUGCUGGUAUGUGUGUGUUCUUGCAUCCCACAAUCACCUCCCUUUGCACUGUUGUUGUAGACUAGGAUUUAACCAUCUUACACACUUGUAGAUGGACUGGUCUCGUAGUAAGUAGUAAGAUGGUUGAAGGUGAACUCUGUGAGGUAGUAACUGCAUUUCCAAACCAGCACCCUGAUAAGUGCACUGUUGCUGCUGCUGUAUUGCUUGCCAUAGGAGGAAAAAUUACUUGAAGAAAAAGGCAAAUGUUUCCCUGUCUUCCUUGACUAGACUGAAUUAUUUUUAAAAGACAGCAACCUUUAUGUCACUGGUUUUCAGUGACCUGGGUUGUGGUGCAAUGGGAUUCAGAAAAAAUAAGAUAUUGUCUCUUGAGUUUGAAGGGAGCCCAGUAAGAACAAUCCAGGCUUUGCCUACAAACUAAUGCUGUGGCCCUCUUGCUAUGUUCACACGGAACGAUAAACUGUUUUACCAUUACAAGAAGGAGCCUAGUCAACCUUGUGCUCUUCUCUGCCACGUUUACAACAGCCACAAGGAGGAGAUUGGAAUCUUCAGCUUCAGUUGUCAAUUAACCACAGUUUAGGGAUAACAUUUCACCUGAACUGUUCAUAAACCACAGUUUGAAAUUGGCUUGUUUCAGUAAACCACAGUUAGCACCAACUGCAGUUUAUCCAGUUUCAAAUGUAACAUGAAACUGCAGCUAGUCAAAAACAGAAUCAGAAGCUUCUGAUGUUUCUUCACAGCCAAUCCUAUAGGAGAAGAGAGGAACAAAGAAGCUCACUGCCUGUCUAGGUUUAUUCCUACAAUAAUAAACUGUAGUCUGUUGUUGCAUCCAAACUCAAUAGGGCUUUUUCAGUCCCAUUUCCAGAUCCAGGAGUAUGGCAAGCUGCUUUUGAAACUCAAGUGGGUUUCUUAAGAAAUUUUAAGUUGGCUUUUGUGUUAAAGGAGAGUUUUAUUAGAGUCACUUGGGAUAUGAGUUUGGUUAUUCCUGAAAGAGGUGAAAUUAGUUUCUUCAUUGUUUUUUAUUAGUCCACUUCUGUUCCUGCGGUAUCUUGGGAGAUUUCUACCCCCCCAAAAAAAAGCCUGAUUAAAAAAUACAGCAGUGUUUGGGGGUUUUUUUUAAUGCACAUAAAACACAUUUUGAAGCAAAGCUUUAUCACUGUAACUUCUAACAAUAUAUGCCAAAACAAAUGUUUCAUUGUAUUUCAAAGAAUACAGUUCUGCACUUAAAUGACAAACUGACGAUAUAAAACUUGAGAAUUAUAGGUUGGCUUCAGCGUCUUUAUCAAUGGUUUCAUUGUGGGUGAGUUUGUAGGUAAUUCUGUAAACACAAUAUUGAUCUGAAAGACCUUGUUGUCCAUAACUCCUCCAGUUUCCACUCCUCUAUAUUCAUUUGUAAAUUUUGUUCCCACCUAUUUCUUAAUCCUACCCUACUGAUGGUAAACGCAGAAGAGGAACUUUUUUGAUGGUAAUAAGAGAUCAUUGCUUUAUAGAACAGGUAUUUGUCCUCUAAGAUCUUACUGAGCUAAUGGCAUGGGUCACUGCUUUUUCAAUUGUCAUGGUGCGUACACAGAGAUGUUUGAAUAUUUCAUCUCUCCAAAGAAAAUUACAAAGAAAAACAGUUAAUUCUUGAUGAUGUGACCAUCAGUUUGUUUUACCUUGGCUAUCAGUGAAGGGUCUUUACAUUCCUUCUCAUGUGAAAUAGUGUUAGUCUGUUCAUAAGCAUAUUAGAAAAUGUGCAGAAGAAUAUCCAAAGUUUUAUUUUUUUCAUAGCUACUUUAAACAGUAGCGGGUUCACAUCCGUUUUUAAAAUCUGGGGAUUCCCGUUAUUAACUGCAGCUCACCUACAAACAUGCAGACUUUUCAUCUUCUAAGUUUGCAUGGCAACUGGUUACAUUUUUAAAAAAUAUCAUCAUUGUAUGUAAAGCAGCAGUUACUCAUGAUGAUGAUAAGAAACGUUCCUUUCUCAAAUUCUUGUGUUUGACUCAGGAAUAAAAUACUUGAUAUUUUAUUGCAUGUUGGUAUUGUGGACUAAUGAAGAAAGUCCUCCCGAAACAUUACAAACGGUCCCUUUCAGCCCUUUCCAUGUUGUUGGGAACUCAUAUUAACCUGUGGUUUCUUUAAAAAUAAAUAAAUAAAUAAAUAAAUAAAUAAAUAAAUAAAUAAAUAAAAGUAUCAAAGCCAAAAAAGCAAGGAAAUUUUUAUUUUCAAAAAGGACUUCUUAAAUCAACCUUCAGCUAGUAUAAUAUUAAUCAUAUUUUUUUCUGCUAUGUGAUAUUACACUCUUCAUCUUUCUCAUUCAUUUUGCAUGCAUCUACUCACUUCUGUACAGCCACAGUAGAGGCAAUUGAGGCUGAAAAAGGUAUGGUCUCAGUGUCUUUGCUACUGGCAGGGAUUGGGGUCUGGGAGGGAUUUAGAAGUCUGUUCUGCUCUUUCAACUUGCACAACCAGAGAUGAAUCAAUACACUGAUUCAUUUGUUGUUAUCUGUAGCAUUUUGUCUUGUCUUGAGGAUGACUUGCCUUUCGCUUUUGGGGUGAUUUGAUUUUUCUGACUGUGGAAUAGGGAUGUGUUUUCUUUCGUUAGCAUAAUAGCAUGCUAUGUUUAUGUCCCCUCUUUUAGUUGACAUACUUUCUCUGGUGAUAAUGGAUUUUAAAUGACUCCAAUCCAGCAGGCCACUUUUAAGUAUAUGCAUGGCUUGAACACUCAAAUUGAGCUUUUCAUAUUUGCUAGCCCCCCCCACCCCUGCACCCAAUAUUUUGAAUGUGACUUCUCAACAAUACAUCAUAGCCAUGAGUUUCAAAAGUAGUUUCUGGUGCCAUACAAUAAUGCAGCCCUCCUCUCUUCCACUGUGCGCAGAUAGCUUCCCAUAUGGUUUUCUGGAUUGAAGUCUGUGUCUUUUCGUUUCUUUCUCAUAACCCAUCUGGUAGUGCAAGAUUUAGUUUUAUAAAGGUGUUUUUAUAAUGUGUAGUAUUCAUUUGUGAACAUUAAGUGCCAGGAAGCUGGCAAAAUAUAAAAUGUUAUCUUUGGAUGAGAGCCGAAUAAUAAUUUAGACAUGGCCAAUGGCUUGCCUUAUUUCCAGAGACGCGUCUUAUUUUGGAACGGCAACCUUUCAUGCCAUGUCACUGCUUUGGCAACUCUGCUCAGAUUGCUUGGGUGGUGUGGGUAAAGGUUCCUGAAGUCUUCUUUGGAUCCUAGCCUUGAUAGCCACUAUCCAUGACAACUUUUAUAUCCCGUCUUUGUCAGGCCAUUGCUUUACUAUAAGCGACAAAGUAUGUAUAUGUGCACAAAUGAGCUACCACGUUUGCAGACUAAUCUGUAAGGCUGGUGCAUAUGCUGCUUUUCAAAUGUGUGCCAAGUCUAAAGACUUGGACUAUACUUAUUAGUGGCUCAGCAUCUCCUUAAAAAUCUUCAGAGGAACUUGCCAGGCCAGCAAGCUCCCUAAUGGUUCAAGCACCAUAUUUAUACAUCACUGUUGAUGAUUAGUUACAUUUGCAGGGUGGGAUUGUCUUGGUGGUGGAAAAUGGAGUAAGAUCCUUGGCACCAUUGUACAGAACUCUAGUUUCUAUAGCAGUGUGUGCACAUGUCAUUGUUCUUCAAAACUGAAAAAUUUUCUUAUUAUCAGUGUUCAAAAUAAAAUGGGCUCCUGCCUGAUGUGUAAGGUGAUCUGUUGAAGUCUAGGUACCAUCCUUAUUUUAAGGUGGCUUCCAAGGCUGUUGUGAUUAUUCUCACAUGUUUAGCCUAGGUAUUCACAGUCAUAUCUUGCAUCGCUGCCAACUUUAGUUUUUGUGUUCUCAUAAGUGAUGUUUGGAAUGCCUAGCGGCCUUAAGCAAAAAUUGGUAUGAUAUACUGAAGAAGAAAAGUCAGAGAGGCUGUACAACUCUGCUCACUUUUUACAAGAGAAGUGUAAAUACAUAAAAUCACAUUUAAUCUAACUUACUGGUUUUGUGGGUGUUUCCCCCCUUUUUCUUUUUUACAUUUUGAUAUUUCUUAGAAGUUACUAAGAAUGCGCAGAGCUUUUUCCCAUUACUGACAUGUCUAAUUUGCAUUUUGUUAAGCAAUACGAGGAUUCUCUCCACAACAUAAAAUCUGCAGUUUUGAAGAGGCAAAAGGACUGGAUAGGAUCAAUGAGCGAAUGCCACCAAGGAAAGAUGCUCUUCUUCAGGGUGGCAUUAAUUCUGUGAAUGCAACAAAUGCCAACGGAAACAAUGGUGCUGGCAACAACAAUGCACAGUGACCAUCGCAUCUGCUUACUUACGUAAUAAUUCGUUGAGGACUGCUUCUUGAAAAGACAGUAGCCAAAACAUCCCAGGGAGAUGCAGUCCGCACGCUUUACCCGGAGCGAAAUCACAACUUGAUCUUACCGAAGAGAAGCCAUGAUGCUUUGGAGAUGACAGCCACUCUUCUAAAAGUGACAGCAUGAAUAUUAACAGUGCAUAUUUGGAACUCACUUUGUGGAGAGAGAUCCAGGGUCAAGCUUCUGCUGUUAUCACUAUAGACUUAGCAUGUUACUUUUUUUAUCAUUGUCAACACUUUUUAUGUUUACAGAAUGGGAUUGUAGAGCUAGGUGGUGGGUUUGUGAGGUGGUUUUCUUUUGUUUUUAAAUCGGACGUUCUAAUGCAUCCGUAUUUAUUUAAUGGUCUUAUGAACUGUCUUUAAAUGAUAGUUUUACAGUGGUCUUAAAAUAUAAAUCUGAGGCUGCAGACAUGUCUGUGUUUUAAAUAAGUGAGGAAGAAAUGCCAAAAAUCUUAGUAAUUAUGUAAAUUUCUGGUCUUGGGUAUACUCCUGUUGCUAAUUCUGUAUAAUGUUCAACAUAUUAUUUUUAGUUAAAACUUAUCAGAAGAUUUCUAUAUAAAAAUGUUUAUUACUUGAACCAUAGCUUUUGAAAAAUAUUUUAAUUUAGAAACUUUUUUGCCCAACUUUUUGAGACUUUCCCCACACUUGAAUGUUAAAAGAACUAUUAACAGUAUAAAAAAAAAAAGUUUAAAAUUAAGGUACUUUGUGCAUUACGUUUCAAGUAAAUUUGAUUCAUAUCAGAUCUGUAAAGCUUGGCUUUGUAUUUUCUGUAUGCAUGUUUUAAUUUUGCAGAUAUUUAAUAUAUAGACCUAGGGUGUACAGGAGAAAACAUCCUAUAGGUUAUGCAGCACAGCUGUUAUGGGUAUUUUUAGUUUAUUGUAUUAAAGUUGCUUAAAUAGUUAAUAAUUGUUGGGCUGAGUUGCUGCAAGUGUGUUCUUUUAAUUCUGUUUGGUUGUUUUUGUUUUUGUUUUGAACUUUUGGCCAUACAAUGCAUAAUUACUCUGGACAUUAUGAUGUUAGUGAAGAUAUAAAAUCAAGAUGCAUGUUAUGUUUUUGAUAGCUGGACUGUUCGGUUAAAAUAAAAUCAAACCAUGUGUUGAUCUAACGAAUGAGGAACUGUAGUUAAAUUCUCCCAACAUUUUGUUACUUACCUUUCUUAUUCUGUGGGAAGCUGUUGGAAUCUUACGGCAAUGGAUUUCACCUGCAGUGUAUUUGCCACAAAGUGGAACUUGUGUGUGGCCCUAAGUUGGCUAUUUGAUGCAUGUUUUAAACCAUUCAAGUAUUUUAUAAUAAGAAGCGCACAAUAAAGUUUGUGCAUGGGCCUCAGCUCGGA
Messenger RNA from Podarcis lilfordi (Lilford's wall lizard), 35668 nucleotides. Lineage: Eukaryota; Metazoa; Chordata; Lepidosauria; Squamata; Lacertidae. The record is from the annotation of a GenBank genome assembly.